AUGCCUUCCUCCACCAGGACAGUCUUCUCCCUGAUCAUCAUCAACAAGGCAGGUGGUUUGAUCUACCAGCGCGAGUACCAGGCCGGUCUGCGCAGCCUCUCCACCAAUGACUACCUCGUCCUCGCUGGUACCUUUCACGGGUAUGACCCUCCACAUAACCAAUGCCCCUUGGACAUCUCCACCUCGCUAGAUGGUAUCCCGAUCGCUAACGAGUAUUUGCGACACAGUGUCCACGCCAUCACCCGCUCUAUAACCCCCAAGCUCCCUCUCGCCCAGACCUCGCCCGCCCUCACAUCCCCCAGCGGCAACGCGCCCGUCGGAUUCAGCUAUCCCAACCCUGGCGUCCCUGCGUCAGGUUUGGAGCAUCUCGAGACCGAAAAGUUCCGAUUGACUUGCUUCCAGACUCUGACGGGAACCAAGUUCCUGCUCUUCACGGACCCUAUGACCGGCAAUGUAGACACGAUCAUGAACAAGAUCUACGAGCUAUACGCCGACUACGUGAUGAAGAACCCGUUCUACCAGUUGGAGAUGCCGGUGCGGUGCGAGGCCUUUGAUCGGCACUUGGGGGCUUGGUUGCGAGGGAGGACGUGA
This is a messenger RNA of Penicillium daleae, 591 nucleotides long. Its product is annotated as trafficking protein particle complex subunit 4. Gene Ontology annotation, biological process: endoplasmic reticulum to Golgi vesicle-mediated transport. Gene Ontology annotation, cellular component: TRAPP complex. The transcript has a single exon. The record is from RefSeq and is a predicted model, not a curated record. NCBI's taxonomy places the organism in Eukaryota, Fungi, Ascomycota, Eurotiomycetes, Eurotiales, Aspergillaceae. Bases 1 to 591 code for a protein of 196 amino acids.